AACGAACAAAAUCGACAUUCUGAAGCUUUCGGAGCUUCCUUUUGUGUGGACAGGGCGGAGGCCGAGGCCGCGACGGCUCGAGACGUGCCUCUGCAGCCGGAGGUGGGAUCGGGUCGAAAAGGAUGAGAAGACAAGAGACUAUAGAAGACUAGAGAAGGCGAUGGAUGGGGUUCGGUGCAGGUGCCAAGGCGACAGCAUCCACGACCGCAUCUACGGAAUUGCUCCGCACAUUCUCCCUUUGAGUGGUGCGAUGGAGGGCGAGGCCGACGACGGAGAGGUGGUGGUGGUGGUGGUGGUGGAGGAGGAGGAGGAGGAGGAGAAGAAGCUCCGAUUCAUGGCAGCACCAUCGACUCGUCGGCCUGUUGGAUCGGUGGGCGGAGAAGGGAUCGGCGGGCAUGGAGACGUUCUCUGUGGCUGUGAUCGGCAUAGGGCUUAUGGGCUCGGCAGCCUGCAGGCAUUUGUCGCUGGCUACGGGGGAGAAAGUGGUCGGAAUUGGACCCGCAGAGCCAGAGGAUUGGAAAUCGCACGCCGGAGUGUUCGCAUCUCAUUAUGACCAGGGCAGAAUCACGAGAAUUGUGGACUCGAACAACAUUUGGUCGAAGCUCGCCGCCAGAUCCAUCGAGAGGUAUGGGCUUCUUGAGAGGGAGAGCGGCAUCCGCUUCCAUUACCCCGUGGGAUCCAUCAGGGUCUCACCCAAUUAUAAGAAAGAUGGUGACACCUUGUACUUGGCGAAGGAGGUCGGAAGGGGCAAUGGAGCCGAAGCGGAGUUGUUGCCAUCUCGAGAGGCGCUCCAACGCCGAUUCCCCUUCUUCCACUUUGAGGAUGGUGAUGUGGGCUUGAUUGAGAAAAACGGAGCAGGAUAUAUCAAUCCCCGAGAGAUGGUUCGGGCCCAACUUGUGGUUGCCGCAAAGCAGGGCGCUUCGAUUGUCAGAGAGACUGUGGUAGACCUGGAAUGUAGUACCAGUGGUGUGAAAAUCAGGACCGAUGGUGGCAAGUGUUUCCUAGCUACACGAGUUUUGAUUGCUGCCGACAUCUACACGAAGUGGUUGGUUCCGGGGCGUGGAUUGGCUCUGAAGACAGUAUCCGAGUUGGUCGUUCUAGCAGAAGUUGGGUCUGAUGAGGAAAAGAGAUUGCAGUCCAUGCCUUCUUUGAUCUGGCGGCUGAACGGGGAAGAACCUUUGCACUCUGUCUAUGCCUGCCCUCCAGUCAAAUAUCCAGACGGCAAGACAUAUCUGAAAAUAGGGGGAACAUGGUUGCAAGGAUCAUCAGGUUACAGAGACGCAGUUCUGUCAAGCAAGGAAGAAAUUUCACAUUGGUUCCACAGCGACGGGCCGAGGGAAGAGGCUGAUCAUCUGCUGAAGGUUUUGAAGAAAUUGAUGCCUGGUCUCGCGAUUGAAUCUGUGCACAGCAAGCCAUGUAUCGUUACGUACACUGCUCACAAUUACCCUUUCAUCGAUGCUGUUGAUGGAAAACCUUUCCAGGAUGCCCAAGUUUUUGUAGUUACAGGAGGAUGUGGAGCAGCAGCGAAAUCGGCUGAUGAAAUUGGUCGAAUCGCCGCUCUUCUUAUGGAACACCGAAGCUGGGUUUAUGACCUGGAUGCAUCCAACUUCAGCGCAGUUUAUCAAUCUGCGAGCAGCGUAGGAGAGCAGAAGUACGUCAACAUAGAGCAACCACAAUCUACAGCUCAUACGCCACCCUGUGUUAACAAGGCAUGAUUACAAAAGACAUGCUCAUGCGGCAGGCACCCUUGUGAAGUCAAGCUUUUGGCAAAGUGGACAGGGGUAUUCAUUUUGCCAUAAUAUAGGAACUUCUCGGCAGGGUACACAACGUGGUCACAGAGCUUAAGUUCUAUAAAUAAAGUCAAAAUGGUUUCAUCGAGCAACAUCGCCUGAUGCCAUUUAAUUCGAGAUCUUGAGAUUUGAGAUCUUGAGAUUUAAUUCGAGAUCUUAAAAUUUGUUGUGGGAACGAUCCCAGGGCAUGUUUUUACCUGUCUCAAUUGGGCAGACGAUCUGUGCGUCUGCGACAGUCCAUUCCCAUGUUCAGUUGUCUUCGUAAUGGAAGUAAUCGUAAUCAGUUGUCGUCGUAUCAGCCUGUCUUGAACCGAGCAAUCCAACAAAAGGACAGUAAUUUCCUUUCGAGGAGGCUUGAUUGUCACACUCUUGAUGGUCCCUCCUGUUACUUCUUCAACUCCGAGGAAUCAACAUCGGGACAGGGAAGGCAACCUAGAUUAGCGAUAAAGAAGUAGAAGAGACGGAGCAACAGGGCUAAAAUUUCAAAUUAGGGCAGUUUCAUAGAGGACCAAUUGACAAUAACGUCAGACAGUGAGUAAAAACUCUCGAGUCUAAAUUGGAAACUUUCACCAAUAUUGUUGCGAAGUUUGAAAAGUUUCCCACUCUAGAAAGUUUACAAUUAGAGUACAUGUUUCCAGAGUACAUUCUCAUCAUGAGGUAUUACAUUACAGAAAAUAGUACCAACGAGUGCAUUCAUACAAAGCUGAACGCUCGUUACGAAGUGCAUUGUACUUAUGUACCUUCAAGUAGAUUGAAAUAAGAUUCACGAAAAAAUGACAAUGAAUAACUCUAUAAUGUUUGCCUUGAAUACACCGUGCG
Messenger RNA from Marchantia polymorpha subsp. ruderalis, 2609 nucleotides. NCBI's taxonomy places the organism in Eukaryota, Viridiplantae, Streptophyta, Marchantiopsida, Marchantiales, Marchantiaceae. The record is from the annotation of a GenBank genome assembly.